Molecule: messenger RNA, 1773 nt
Organism: Scleropages formosus (Asian bonytongue)
Lineage: Eukaryota; Metazoa; Chordata; Actinopteri; Osteoglossiformes; Osteoglossidae
Product: receptor expression-enhancing protein 6-like
Exons: 7
Coding region: 315-929 (204 amino acids)
Source: RefSeq, a predicted model, not a curated record
GUAAGAGAGCGCAAGAAGAGGGCCUGUUUAAGGAGGCUGGUACAGAAUAUAAACCAUACCGGCAGUCAGCGGCCUGCCCCCCCCCCCACCCCCAAGCGCCGGGGUGACGCGCGGUCAGAUCCCGCAAAUCCGAUUAACGGUCUGAAAAGCUGACGAGUUGUUCUGUCAGCGAAAACUGCCCAUUUCGGAAAUUAUUUGUGCGCUUAUCCGUGUGACACCUGUCGGCAUUUCUCACCCUUUCCAGCAGUCCUGUUCCUAGUUCAGUAAGAUACAGUAUUUUGACGAAAAAGCUGCGGAAGUGAUCGACAAAUAUAAUGUUCGCUAAACUGAAAGAGCGCGCAGAGAGGUUCUUAAACGAGAAGAAUUUGGUGACAGAUAUUCUAGGGAAGAUCGAGGAGAAAACCGGAAUUAAAAAACGUUACCUGGCUGCGGGUACCGUUUCUGUCACAGGACUGUAUUUAAUCUUUGGAUAUGGUGCCUCUCUACUCUGCAACCUGAUUGGUUUUAUGUAUCCUGCAUAUUUCUCAAUUAAAGCUAUCGAAAGCGAAAACAAAGACGACGACACCAAGUGGCUCACCUACUGGGUGGUGUACGGAGUCUUCAGUGUGGGAGAAUUCUUCUCAGACAUAUUCCUUUACUGGUGCCCUUUCUAUUAUGUUGCCAAGUGCCUCUUCUUGCUGUGGUGUAUGGCUCCAGUGAGCUGGAACGGCUCUCAGGUGCUGUACAAGCGUGUGGUGCGACCCUUCUUCCUCAAGCACGAGGCUACGGUGGACAGCGUAGUCAGUGACCUCAGCGGAAAGGCCAUGACUGCGGCAGAGAGUGUCACCAGAGAAGUCCUACAAACGCUGGUGAAAAACAAGAGCCUUCUGCCUUCAGAGGCAGCUGCCAAAGAGCUACCCAGCACGUCUCCUGAUCUUAAUGUAGACUAACAUGAUCCAGUAAUUGACUCCAACCAUAAGAAGUCUCAGUGAUCUGAUGGAGAACUCAUAGUUACUACAUGACUUACCAGGCUCACUCUCAUUUACAUGCAAACUGGCAAGGUUAACAAGUCUUAAAUCCCAACUGCAGGCUUUUUCCUUGAGGGCAAGGAAGAAUGCCAUCUUGUAGAACCCAACUGUGAAUUAUCAAGGAAAAAGGAGGUAAAAGAAAUCUGACCAAAGUGGGAGGAUUUAUGUAAGAAAAAAGAGGCAAUCAUGCUACAGAAUUAGAUCAGUGCCUCUGGUUCUUGCUUUUUUCACAGUAUUGUAGUGUUUAUUGCUGAUUUCUAUGCUAUACACAUUUCAAUCUUAGCCACUGUAGGCAGGUACAUAUUGCUUUUUCACAGGGCUGUCAAAAUGGGACCUGUAUAACCAUGUCUUGGUUAUUCUCUGAAUUUAACAGAUAAAUUGUUAUUAAGGGUCAUUAUUCUUUGUGUUGCACUGUUGUUAAUUUCUUUAUAUAUGUAGUCAUUUUAUUUUAAGAAUCACAUACAGUAGGUAGGCAUUGCAGUACUAAUGGGAAAUAAACGAACGUUGCCACUUUACAGUAUAACACAUAAAACAGUUCAAGAUAAUGUGAUGCAUUGCACAUAACUGAGACAAAGAAAAUAACAGGAUGCUAAGGAAAUUAUAUUUGUAGACCCAAGUUCUCACUCAGAAUGCCUGUUUAUUUUAUGGAGGCCUAUAAGAAGUAUGUUGCAAGACAUGUUUGAAAUGUUUGUAAUUACAUUUGUAAUACUGGGGUAAUUUUGUUUUGAUGAAGUUUUAAGAAUACUUCUUUUCCCUUCUGUGAUAA